Caenorhabditis auriculariae is the source of this 1099-nucleotide messenger RNA. The record is from the annotation of a GenBank genome assembly. Lineage: Eukaryota; Metazoa; Nematoda; Chromadorea; Rhabditida; Rhabditidae.
AUGGAUCAACAUAACUGGUCCAAUCUGUUUGUUUUGAAAUUAUCAGAGUUACUGGAAGGAAUACUGGAUGAAAAACUACUGAAGUGGCCACUAAAACGCAAAAUAGCGGCCACUGUAGAGGUGAGUUUAGUGGCCACUUUAGUGUCCUCUCCGAGUAGUCCUUGGCUAGCCUCCAUAGUGGCCACUAAAAUUUUCCCAGUAAAGGCUUAGAAAAUGAGACUUUUUGAAAUUCUGUUGAAGAGAGAAGAGAGUCAGGCAAGCAGAAAGUGUUCUUGGUUAGAGAUGCUCUACCUGAAGAGAGACACUAUACUGGAUAUAGCCCCUCCUUUUCCAGGAACUUCGUCUAAUUAGCAAGACCAGAAAAUAAUGGAAAGAAGAGGUAGACGAAAGAGAGCCAGGCGGUUGAAGAAAAAAAAAAGGAACAGUAUGACGAAGGAUGAAUAUUUGGGCUGUAACCUGAGCAAUAGCACUUUUGCCAUGAGAAUUUAGCUGGAUAAUGAGAUAUUUUUAGAUUUAAGAUUUUUCUGAACAAGCUCACACGGAACAGUACGACGGAGGAUGAAUAUUUGGGCUGUAACCUGAGCAAUAGCACUUUUGCCAUGAGAAUUUAGCUGGAUAAUGAGAUUUUUCUAGAUUUAAGAUUUUUCUGAACAAGCUCACACGGAACAGUACGACGGAGGAUGAAUAUUUGGGCUGUAACCUGAGCAAUAGCCCUUCUCACAUGAGAAUUUAGCUGGAAGUAAGAGGAAUUUUCUCAGCUUUUCGAGAACAGAGAGAGGGAGAAGGAAAAGCAACACUACAAAGCAGCCGACGAGAGAUCAGGAGGGCCGGACGACGAGAGACUGGCCAGCGGUGGGGAGAUAUACGAAGAGAGCGGCAGACGGUCAGUGAGCGAGCUUCUGGCCGAUAGCCAACGCCCCCCAACGCAAUAACGAAGGAAUACGAAAUGAGGUGAAGCAGCUGUGCCGAAGCGGGGGAGCGAGAGCAAGACGGGUGUCUCAUUGAAGCUGGACCGACGCCAAGCAACGCCCCGCUUCGAAAUUCUGACAGACGUCGCCGGCUAUAUUGCGUUUUCUCAGAGCCGACAUGGGAGAAAUAA